AUGUCGCCACGCUGCUUCCAGACGGCUCACUUCUACGUGGAAGACAGCAGUUCACCGAGAGUAGUGGCCAAUGAGACCGCCCCCAUCGUCGCCAUCCCAGAUGACAUGGACGCUGUUCCAGUCAAGCAGUUCACCAAACAUGUUUCAGAGCUUUACUCCAACAACCAGCACGGAUUUUCUGAGGGCUUUGAGGAGGUUCAGCGGUCCACUGCUGACAUGAACAUCACAUCGGAGCACUCCAACCACCCUGACAACAAGCACAAGAACAGAUACAUCAACAUCGUGGCCUAUGACCACAGCAGGGUGAAGCUGAGGCCGCUGGCUGGGAGGGAAUCCAAACACUCUGACUACAUCAACGCCAACUAUGUGGAUGGAUACAACAAGCCCAAAGCCUACAUUGCAGCCCAGGGACCGCUCAAGUCCACCUUCGAAGACUUCUGGAGGAUGGUGUGGGAGCAGAACACGGGCGUCAUCGUCAUGAUCACCAACUUAAUGGAGAAAGGACGGAGGAAAUGUGACCAGUACUGGCCGUCGGAGAGCACGGAGGAGUAUGGCCACUUGAUGGUCACCCUGAAGAGCAGCAAGGUUCACGCCUGCUUCACCGUGCGCCGCUUCACCCUGCGCAACACCAAACUCAAAAAGGGUGGGAAGGGGAACCCUAAGUCCCGGGCUCAGGUUGAACGCACUGUUAUCCAGUAUCAUUACACCCAGUGGCCCGACAUGGGCGUGCCGGAGUACACACUUCCUGUGCUCACCUUCGUCCGCAGGUCGUCGGCCGCCCAGACACCUGAAAUGGGUCCCGUGCUCGUGCACUGCAGUGCUGGAGUCGGCCGGACGGGGACCUACAUCGUCAUUGACAGCAUGUUACAACAGAUCAAGGACAAGAGCACAGUCAAUGUCCUCGGCUUCCUGAAACACAUACGCACCCAGCGCAACUACCUGGUCCAAACUGAGGAGCAGUUCAUCUUCAUCCACGAUGCCUUGAUGGAAGCCAUUUCUGGGAAAGAGACAGAAGUGCCAGCCAGCCAGCUUCACGGCUACUUCAGUAACAUCACGGCGCCGGGACACGGCGGCCGCACACGUCUGGACAAGCAGUUCAAGCUGGUCACUCAGUGCAACUCCAGAUUUAGGGAGUGCUUCAAUGCUCAGAAGGAGUGCAACAAAGAGAAGAACCGAAAUUCCUCCAUGGUGCCGUCAGAGCAAGCCAGGGUGGGACUUGCACCUUUACCCGGCGUCAAAGGCACCGACUACAUCAACGCCUCCUACAUCAUGGGUUACUAUCGGAGUAAUGAGUUCAUCAUUACCCAGCAUCCUCUGCCUCACACCACGAAAGACUUCUGGAGAAUGAUCUGGGACCACAACGCACAAAUGAUCGUCAUGUUGCCCGCCAGCCACGGACUGGCAGAGGAUGAGUUUGUGUACUGGCCCAGUCGGGAGGAAGCCAUGAACUGCGAGGCGUUCACUGUCACCCUCAUCAGUGAAGACCGGCUCUGCCUGUCCAGCGAGGAGCAGAUCAGCAUCCACGACUUCAUCCUGGAAGCUACACAGGACGACUACGUUCUGGAGGUCCGUCACGUUCAGUGCCCCAGGUGGCCCAACCCGGACGCCCCUAUCAGCAGCACCUUUCAGCUGAUCGGCUUCAUCAAACAGGAAGCAGCCACACGAGACGGACCCACCAUCGUCCACGACGAGUUGGGCUCGGUGUGGGCGGGGACGCUGUGUGCCCUCACCACCCUGUCCCAGCAGCUGGAGAGCGAGGCCGUUGUCGACGUCUAUCACGUGGCCAAGAUGAUCAACCUCAUGAGGCCUGGAGUCUUCACGGAAAUAGACCAGUACCGGUACCUGUACCGAGCCCUGCUCAGCCUGCUCAGCACCAAGGAGAAGGGUUCAGGACUCUCGUCCAAGGACAUUAACGGGACCGUGACGUCUAUGUCCAACCGGUCGGAUCCGGCAGAGAGCAUGGAGUCUCUGGUCUGAAGGGGUCCGGAGGGUCCUGGGGGCCCUGGAGCAGCAGUGGGGGGUCCCUGAGCCCUGGGAGGAGCCACCUCACUUUGUAAAACAUUACAGAACUCUUGUGGACAAGACUUUUUGAGGCCUUUUUUGCCAGACUCUUGGUUAAAAUGAAUAACCUGAUUACUUUUUUACACUGACAAAAAGUUUUUGAUAUUUAUUUUUUCGCCAUUUUAUGUCUUAAUGUUCUCCUACUGAAGGGUUUUGCACCUGCGUUUUUCAGUUUCACGACGGUAGGCAACGAGAAACACUUUUCUGUCUGUUCUUGUUUGCACUAUGAAAUGUCAGUGUUACUGCCUAAACUAAAGCUGACUCACUGGGCUUCUCCUCACUCCAGCUCCAGUCGUCCUUGUUUCUGUAUGUUUUCGGCUGGUUUUACAUUCCACGGUUCUGACCGCGCUGAGCUCGGCCAAUCACUGAAGGACGUGUGGACGGAGUCAUCUCCUCCAUCCCGUCCUGCACCCGACCUGAGUACCACCACUCAUUUACCACAGGAACCCACUCACACAAACUACUUGCACUUGUUGAUUUCCUCUUCACCUCUUUCUUUCUUUCUUUCUUUCUUUCUUUCUUUCUUUCUCGGACCCUGUUUCGUUGUCGCUGUCCCUCUUACUAGCAAGUCACACCCAUGUUAGAGAACCUGAGGUGGUGUAACAACUGCUACUGUGAACUUUUAUGAGUAUUUCUUUGUAUAAUUCAUAUUAUGCUUUUUAAUAUAUGGGAGUACUGUAUGUAUACAUAUAUAAAUAUAUCCUUACCAUAAU
Messenger RNA from Salarias fasciatus (jewelled blenny), 2774 nucleotides. Its product is annotated as receptor-type tyrosine-protein phosphatase gamma-like. Lineage: Eukaryota; Metazoa; Chordata; Actinopteri; Blenniiformes; Blenniidae. The record is from RefSeq and is a predicted model, not a curated record. Gene Ontology annotation, molecular function: protein tyrosine phosphatase activity. The transcript is spliced from 17 exons. The coding region runs from base 1 to 1977 and encodes 658 amino acids. Gene Ontology annotation, biological process: protein dephosphorylation.